Messenger RNA from Brassica oleracea var. oleracea, 948 nucleotides. RefSeq lists its product as uncharacterized. The record is from RefSeq and is a predicted model, not a curated record. The transcript has a single exon. Bases 1 to 948 code for a protein of 315 amino acids. Lineage: Eukaryota; Viridiplantae; Streptophyta; Magnoliopsida; Brassicales; Brassicaceae.
AUGGAACGGUGGGUAGAAGUUCCUCCUCCUAAUUAUCUGCAAUCAGCCUUGGUAUGGGUACGGCUAUAUAACCUCCUGGCCAAUUACCUUACCUUGAAGACGAUUGAUACCAUUGCUGAUGGAAUAGGGCAUGUGGAGAUCAUUGAAUUUGAUCCAACUAAGCCUUUAUUGAAUGACUAUGUGAGAGUUCAAGUUACUCUCGAUCUGAACUUACCUCUGCGGGAUAAAAAGUCGGUGACAUUGCCAGGGGGAAGAAUUGAGUAUGUUGAUGUGGCUUAUGAACGUGUCAGAAAGAAGUGUUUUCAUUGUCUUCGCUUAUCUCAUGAGAAGAUCAAAUGCCCUCUUCUUCAAGGAGUACGGAACAAAGGAAAGGGUGUAGCCUCCACUGUAAAAGUGCAGUCAGAUGGCAUCAGACAACUUCAUACCAACCUUGCUGAUAAAAUUAUGCCUCUCCUGGCUCCAGCAAUUCCGCCGGGUUUUGAACCCCCCGCUACAGUUGUGGCACCUGAAGUUUUCGAACCAAUGCGUAUCUACAUGAACUGCACGGAUCCUGAUGAAAGGAAUAUCAGAGAAGCUUGUAUGAAGAAAACACUUGAUGAUCUAUCUAAUGAUCCCAUCGCGCAGAGAUCAUGUCUUCGCUUGGAACGGGCCCCGACACUCUCGGUGGAGAUGAAUAGAAGCAAAGGAAGGAUCUUUGAUUUCAGCAGAGUUCAGGAGAAAUCUUUGGCAGAUGAAGCUGAAUCUUCCUCACAUGGUCUAGCUUCUGAAAGAAACAAUGUAGGGUCCUAUUUGGCAGAUAAAAAUUUAUCGAGAGAAAUGAUAGGCACUAGUGAGGGUCAGAGGGGGUUGAUCAUAGAUCAAGACACAUGGGAUUUCAGGGUGAAGGUUUUACGCUACCUCUACAAGGAUGUGAUGGAGAUCUUGGAACUUCAUUACCGGAGAAUGUAG